Molecule: messenger RNA, 714 nt
Organism: Schistocerca americana (American grasshopper)
Lineage: Eukaryota; Metazoa; Arthropoda; Insecta; Orthoptera; Acrididae
Product: WD40 repeat-containing protein HOS15-like
Exons: 2
Coding region: 1-714 (237 amino acids)
Source: RefSeq, a predicted model, not a curated record
AUGAGGAAACAGACAUUAUAUAAGAAGAAACACCACCAAGAAAGUGAAAGUAGCAGCGAGGAUGACCUAAAUCUUGACUUGCAGAACAUUUGUGAUGACGAUGAAUUGGAUGAUAUUGAUCCUUUGGUGAUUUCAGAAGAUGUCUGUUUAGUUUGUGAAAAUUUAAUUAUGAAUGAUAAUUUAGAAACUGAUGUCCCGAGUGAUAGUAAAACCGAGGAGUUGCCAAAACAAACUGACACUCCUGGAUUCAACCAGUUAGGAAUUAAUGACAAUAUUUCUUCUGGGCAAGGGACAGAAGUUAGCAAUGCUCAAGCUAUGUCCAUACAGGAUAUGCUAACAGCAUUAUUUGAAAAGCUUACUAUUAAAGAGCAGGAGCGUGAAAAACAACGCGAGCUUAAAGAGCAGGAGAAUGAAAGACAACGUCAGCAGGAAAAGGAAAAACGUAGACAGGAAAAGCUUAUAGAAAAACAGCAACAGGAGCUCAGGGACCAAGAAAAAGAAAAGAAAUUUAUGGAAAAUAUAAACGAUAUUUUUCUGGAAAGAGAUAAAGAAAUUGUCAGUAGGAUAAAUCAAGUGUUGGUCGAUCGUGAUAAUGCUAUUACUACCCAUUUUAAGCAGGAGAUAGAUGCAGUAAAAUCCACUAUUGAACCGUUAAUAAACAUUCCAGUUCAGGUUAAUAGUCUUCAAACUGAAGUAGAUAGACUAGAGAACUAA